AUGAUUGCUUGUCUCUUUAAAAUGAUUUAGACAUACUCAAAUAUUUAAAAGGAGAUAAGUCAUAUAAUUAAAUGGAUUCUAAAUGAAAAAAAUUCAUUUGAUUUGAGCAAUGCAGAUACUCGAAUGAUGCCGUUGAGAAUUUGUUUAGAAUAUAUCCUGACAUUGUAGCAAAUUAUAAAUUAGAUCAAAAACCUUUGUCAUAAUAAAAUAGAAGAAAUUAUUGUUAAUACUUAGACUUUAUUAAAAAUUAUAAUACUAAAAAAGCUCAAAAUAUCAUUUUUGGGUACAUCCUAUAAUAUUAUUUAUUGGAGUUCUUCUAAUUUUCAAUUUUAUUUUAUGAGAUCUAAAAAUAACUUUAGAUAUGGCUAUAAAGCAUUUCUUUGA
Molecule: messenger RNA, 384 nt
Organism: Paramecium sonneborni
Lineage: Eukaryota; Ciliophora; Oligohymenophorea; Peniculida; Parameciidae
Source: the annotation of a GenBank genome assembly